Notolabrus celidotus (New Zealand spotty) is the source of this 1185-nucleotide messenger RNA. RefSeq names its product endothelin-2. Lineage: Eukaryota; Metazoa; Chordata; Actinopteri; Labriformes; Labridae. The transcript has 5 exons. Gene Ontology annotation, molecular function: endothelin B receptor binding; hormone activity. The coding region runs from base 164 to 643 and encodes 159 amino acids. The record is from RefSeq and is a predicted model, not a curated record. Gene Ontology annotation, biological process: regulation of vasoconstriction; regulation of systemic arterial blood pressure by endothelin; vein smooth muscle contraction. Gene Ontology annotation, cellular component: extracellular region.
GGGCUUAUAUUAUGACAUCACGUGAGGGAGAGGAGAGAUAUAACAGAAUGACAGAGCUCACACACCUGCAGACAAACAGCAGCAGCACAUUGCAAACACAAGUAAAACUGUAACUGUACGGAUUAUAAUCACCCUGCAGAGUUUCAUCCAUUUGAUAUUAACUAUGUCUCCUGAUACCAGCCUGUUUCUCCUCAUCACUGUCUGGGCUUCAGUGCAGGAUGGUUUCGGUCUUCCUGUGAUGAAAGAUCAGGAUGUGGAGACCAGUGAAAAUGUCCAGACACAGAGAGUGAGAAUGAAGCGCUGCGCCUGCAGCAGCCAGAUGGACUCUGAGUGCCACUACUUCUGCCACCUGGACAUCAUCUGGAUCAACACACCCAGCAAGACAACAGCCUAUGGUCUGGGAAACUCUCCAUCCCGGCGCAGGAGGUCCAUUUGUCGCUGUACAUGUGCAAACCCUGACGAUCAAACCUGCACCAACUUCUGCAAUCUCAGUCCUGGAAGCAUCCCCUCAAAAAGAUCCAUGAAGAAACGUCAACUUGGCAUACUCAGCUUCUUGAGGGCGACUGCCAUCAGGUCCAAGCGAGUUCUGGAUCCACCCGAUUCAAAAAUAUCCUCUAAAGCGCAGAGACCGAACAUCCGCUAAACAACGUGCCUGUUAAGGCAACGAGUGAGAGAAGAGGAGAGCAGCGAGCACCUGAACAAAUGUCUCUGUUAAUAGAGAAAGGGCAACAAUGGGCUGCUGAAAGAAAGGCCCAAGUGCCACACAAAAAUGAGGGUGGAAAACGUGGCAGAUCUGCAAACAGAAACAGAGCCAGAAAGUUCGCUUUGAGAGGAGCUACUGUCAGGGCUGGCGUCAUGUUUGACUCUGGUCUGUAAUAGCUGGAGCAGCUGUGACUUUGCACUGGCCAGCACUGACACAAAUGGAUGUAAGAGAGGAAAAGAAACAUGCAUACUGUACAUACAUGUGCAGGAAUGCCUCAUACAGAUCAUGUUUCCAAUAAUCUUUUGGGACAAGACAUAAAUCAUGUCAUAAAUCCUGACAUAUUAUUUUCUUUUUUUAUGGAUCAACAGUCUUAUUGUUUUCCUUUUUAUACAAAAAUACUUCUGUCAUGAAUGACCCAAGAGACACAUGUUAAAAAAAUAUUUAGAGCACUGAAAAUUAUGUUUCUGUAUAGUUUUUACUAU